GGAGGAGGCUUGCUUCAACAUCUUGUACUUCAAGCACGCGCAUGUUGACGAAUAUGCAGUUGUCAAGAACAUCCGCUCGAUUCAGGUGAAUGCUUCGUUCAACAAGCCCUCUAUGUCACCUACAGGGAAUUGCUUCUUGAAUUUUCAAUUGCUGCUGAACCAGCCCAAUGGGUGCACGGUGAUUCUGUCAACUGAAAAGGGUGUUGAGUGGCAAGGGAGGACCAAGCUAGGAGCCCUGCUGGAUUGGGCAAUGUGCUGGGUCAGGUUCACGGGGUUGUGCACUAGGCAAGAGAUCGAGGAGGGCUACAAGCAUUGGGAGCUGGAUGGCUAUGCAAUGUUUUCAUGCAGGUCACUCACCAUUGCGAUGGUCAUGCCACCAGAGCCGCAGGAGGAGGCCCGACCAUCCUCCAUGAAGAGGAAGCGUCCUGUGGAGCCUGAAGCCAUUGCAUAA
Molecule: messenger RNA, 451 nt
Organism: Durusdinium trenchii
Lineage: Eukaryota; Dinophyceae; Suessiales; Symbiodiniaceae
Source: the annotation of a GenBank genome assembly